CGUAACAAUAAGCGAAUAAUUAAACAGACGAUGUCGUAUAGAUCGACUUGUUAGUUAGAGUGAGGACGCUAUCGAUUGUUUGAGAAGAAAUAGUAUUGUUACGUCACAUUGGGUUAACUUAUAUUGUAACAUUAGUUAUUUUGACGUAGCGUAUUAACACGUGAUCGGCGAUGCGUUUCGUGACGUCACAAUCGCAAAUUCUUUGCAGGUCGCGCGAAAGUUAGGGACGCUGCGUUUCGAUGAGGUUCGAGUUUUCGGUUCAGGAAGAGAACAAAUAGCAUUGUGACGUAGGAAUGGUUGUUGCAGCCAAAUAAAGGCCAUUGUGACCUAAUUUGCGUAACCGUUGUAGUUGCUACGUCAUAAACGUCAGAGCGCGCGCGCAGAAGUUCUAGACCAAUUGUUAGAAAUUGUUGGACGAAUGUCGAUUGUGACGUAACGUUUCUUCUGUUUAAUAACAAUGUUGAACAAUCAGCAUUAAACAAAAUGUUUCGUCACAAUCGAAUAAAAUGUUUAUUGUGACGCAAUUUAGAUUAAGUAUGUGACGUAAUAAAAGUUUUAGCUCGGCAUCGACCGUGAGGUAUAUUACGUCAUAAUUAAAGCAUUGUCUUGAGAGAUAGUGACGUCACAGUGUGGUAUGUUGCCUGAUUGAAUCGAUCGCUUAUAUAAGAUUUCUAUGCUUCAUUUAUUAUUAAUACUCAUCUCUGAUAUCUAUGUUUCCCAUUGUUCACGUAAUAAAGGAGUUAGUGACGUCAUAAAGUUUUUAGUUAGAUUAGUUUGUUAUUUUUUUGUUACGUCACAAUUAGAAUGAACAAUGGGUUGCGCGAAAAGUAAAACACGUGACGAGGAUUGCAAACAAUUGGAAAGUUUAACAAAUUUUACACCGGAGGAACUAAAGAAAUGUUACGAUGAUUUUCAACAGGAAUCCACCAGCGGGAAAAUGGAUCGAACAAAGUUUGACGAAUUCUAUAAAAAGUUUUUUAACCGCGAUCCCCGAUUCGUCGAUCAUUUGUUCCGAACAUUCGACUUCAACAAUGACGGUUUCAUUAAUUUCCGCGAGUUCGUAUGCGGGCUCUCUAUCACCACACGUGGCACGCCUGAAGAGAAACUCACGUGGACCUUUAACGUUUAUGACGUCAAUAAUGAUGGGACAAUAACGCGUGACGAGAUGCUGCAAAUAAUGAGGGCGAUAUACGCGAUGAACGGAAUUAGCGAACCGGAACAACUUAAAUCCGGAAGUGACGCAUUCGAGGGUUUGGACUCCAACGGGGACGGUUUGAUUUCCGUCGCGGAAUUCGUGAAAGGAGUAAAGCGUGACGAGCGAUUGCUGGAGUUUCUACAAAGAACUAUUGAUGUGCAACAAAAGUGAUUGUGACGUAAUAAUACCCCAAGAAGCUGGUGACUGUGACGUAAUAAGUGCUGGGCGCGACGUUUGCUUGCAAUAAAUUCUAUUUGUGAUCAA
This is a messenger RNA of Ciona intestinalis (vase tunicate), 1459 nucleotides long. Its product is annotated as neurocalcin homolog. The record is from RefSeq and is a predicted model, not a curated record. Lineage: Eukaryota; Metazoa; Chordata; Ascidiacea; Phlebobranchia; Cionidae. Gene Ontology annotation, molecular function: calcium ion binding.